AUGGACGGCACCGUGGUGCUGGAAGUCAAGGAGCCAGGCGACGGCUUCGUGAUGUGCAAGGUGAUGAACGACUGCAAGCUGGGCGAGAAGAAGAACGUGAACGUCCCCGGCGUGAAGGUGAACCUUCCGGUGGUCGACGAGCGUGAGAUCAAGGACAUCGUCGAUUGGGCUGUACCCAACAACGCGGACUACAUCGCUCUCAGCUUUGUGCAGAGCCCCGACGACGUCAAGGAGUGCCGCAAGCACUGUGCCGACAAGCCCAUCAAGAUUAUCUCCAAGAUCGAGAACGUGGAGGGCCUGAAGAACUUCGACGCCAUCCUCGCGGAAUCCGACGGCAUCAUGGUCGCGCGCGGCGACCUCGGCAUGGAGAUUCCGAUGGAGAAGAUUUUCAUGGCACAGAAGAUGAUGAUCGCCAAGACCAAGGCAGCCGGCAAGUAUGUCGUCACCGCCACCGAGAUGCUGGCGUCCAUGGAGGACAAGCCCUUCCCCACGCGCGCCGAGGCGUGCGACGUGGCCAACGCGGUGCUGGACGGCACGAGCGCGGUGAUGUUGAGCAGCGAGUCGGCCAUGGGCGACUUCCCGGUGGAGACCGUGACGAUGAUGCGCCGCAUCUGCGAGGAGGCGGAGUACUCGCUGAGCAGGAUCCCCGUGAAGGCGUGA
Molecule: messenger RNA, 660 nt
Organism: Prorocentrum cordatum
Lineage: Eukaryota; Dinophyceae; Prorocentrales; Prorocentraceae
Source: the annotation of a GenBank genome assembly